AUGGCAAAAAACACCCCUCCGCACUUCUUCGACAUCACCUCGACGCUCCCAGGAGCGUCGCAGUCCUGGUCCCCAAACACCAUGCGAACUCGCAUGGUCCUCAACUACAAGCGCAUUCGCUACACGCAGUCCUUCGUCUCCUACCCCGACAUCGCGCCGCUGCUCUCCCAUCUCGCCGUCCAGCCCCAUGCCCAGGGCAUGCCCUACACCCUCCCGGCCAUCGUCCACCCCUCCGUCUCCUCCAACCCCAACGGCGCCCUGAUGGACUCGCUCGCCAUCGCCGCCCACCUCGACCAGACCUACCCCUCGCCCCCGCUGUUCCCCGCCGGCGACGCCAGCUACGCCCUCACCCUCGCCGUCGCGCGCCUCGUCUCCAAGGUCGUCGCCCAAUGCGGCCCGCUCGUCAUCCCCAACGUCGCCGAUCUGCUCGACCCCCGCGGCCGCGAGUACUUCAUCAAGACGCGGUCGGCCCGUUUCGGCAGGCCGCUGUCCGAGGUGCGCCCGCGCGACAAGAACGAGCUGCGCGCCAUGAUCGACGCCGCCAAGGCGGAGUUUGUCCCCAUUGCGCAGAUGCUGCUGGGCCGGCUGGGGAAGAAGGGCCCCUUCUUCGAGGGCGAGCGGCCCAGCUAUGCGGAUUUUCUGGUCGUGUCGUUGCUGGCGUGGUUUGAGCGCGCGGAUCGGCCGCUCUUCGAGGAGUUUGCGGCGCUGGGGGAUGGUGCGGUCAGGGCUCUGUGGGAGGCGUGUUUGCCGUGGGUGAAUGGCCAGGGCGAGGAGAAAGAGUGGCCGGUGCCGAGGUGA
This is a messenger RNA of Aspergillus terreus NIH2624, 798 nucleotides long. RefSeq names its product glutathione S-transferase family protein. The transcript has 2 exons. The record is from RefSeq and is a predicted model, not a curated record. The coding region runs from base 1 to 798 and encodes 265 amino acids. Lineage: Eukaryota; Fungi; Ascomycota; Eurotiomycetes; Eurotiales; Aspergillaceae.